GUGGUUACAGCUUUGCUGCCUGUGAUUUCUGUGACCUGACAGAGUCCUUGGCCAAGUAACAUAUAUUUUGCUCUCUUAUAAUAAAUAGUUAAACUUAGAAGUUGUUUGUCUUUUCUGGAAUUUUGAACACAACAGGAGAUCCCUCUAAAUGUGGUCGGACUCUAGGCUUGAAUGUGUUUUUAGCACCGGCGAUUUAUGAAGAGAUUCCUCUGGAUUCUGUCGGAUUAGACUUUUCAUGUCACAACUGAAGAGGGCAGUUGAAGUUAGAAUUUAGUGUAAGAAAUGUAAAACUGUGAAUUGAGGUUUUAUAUUAGUAAUUUACCACAGCAUGAUAUAUUUUUGUAUGAUUGUCAUAUUGUAACGAGAGAAGGUAAAAACCCUAUAUAAGUGUGUACCAUUUUCUUCAAAUAAAAUCCUUCUACCUUUUUGGAUUGGGGUAACUUAAAGAAAUCUGCACUCUCCUCUCCUGCUUUAAGGUACACACUGGAUGCAGGAGAUUGUCCCUCUGAUCAUGAGUGGAGGAGAUCCAGCACCUGUUGACACGAUUGUUAACUGGAAACGUGUUCCCUGGCUUGAAUUGCAGCAGACUGCCUCCCUCGAACUUGAACAGAGGCCCUCUCCACGACUGUUGACUACACACUUCCAGUACAACAUGAUGCCACCAUCUUUCUUUGAAGUAAAGCCAAAGGUCAUCUAUGUGACGAGGAACCCCAAAGAUGUGUUCACAUCGUCUUUUCAUCAUCAUGAGGCGGCUUCCUUCCUGGUGGACCCAGGCCCACAGACCCAGUUCCUCCACAAGUUCCUUGAUGGAAAAGUUCUGUUUGGCUCGUGGUUUGAUCAUGUGAAGAGCUGGCUGAAUGCUGCAGAUGAAGAGCACAUCAUGCACAUCUCCUAUGAACAGAUGAUAAUGGACCUGAAGGACUCUGUGGGCAACAUGGCUCAGUUCCUGCAGAAACCUCUGGACCAUGAAGCGAUAGAGAAGAUAGCCGACCGAUGUUUGUUCAAGAACAUGAAGAAGAACAACAUGUCAAACCUCUCUACUGUUCCUCGUGAAUUAAUGGACCAGACAAAGUCUGAGUUUCUCAGGAAAGGAAUUGUUGGAGACUGGAAAAACCAGCUAACCCCGGCAGAUGCAGCGUACUUUGACGCUGUUUACAAAGACAAGAUGAAAGAUGUCAAACAUACAUUUGCAUGGGAUUAAAUGGGAACACUUUAACAUUGCCUCCUGCAGCAUACCAUGGUUCUCAGAAAUGAAUAAGCCAUUUCUUAAUCACAACAAAUGGUUUGGUUAAUGAGGUUUGUGGCAGCAGAAUUGGAGAAACACAAACAAACGUUCUUUAACUCCUCUUGAUAGAUUAAACUGUGUUAUCGUUUUCAUAGACAGACCAUCAGAAUCAAAGAUGAUGUGUUUGAAGAACUAGCUUCUUGAUUUGUUCAUAUAACACUGCCUUAACAGAGUUGUUGUUGUGUGACCUGAGGUGUUCACCUUGGCUGGUUUGUGUUAUGGCCAAACCGAUUAUUGAUGUACCAUAAGUCAUGUAUUAUUUCACUUUAUGCAUCACCAGGCUGCAUGUUUGAUAUGAAACAUUCAGCCUUCAGUUGAACUAGUAACAAAUAAACCCAAUGAGCCUCAGGUGAACUUACUUGCAUAAGUUACAGACAUGCUGACUGCAGUGGGACUCGAACUUGCUAUCCCCUGAUUUGAAGUUCAGCACACUACCCACUGAGCCAUGUUAAUACGUAACAAUGCAAAUGUGAUAUCAGACACAAUCAUACUAAAACCUUAAAGCAACAUGAACCUGCUUGCCUUAUUGUGA
Molecule: messenger RNA, 1817 nt
Organism: Gymnodraco acuticeps
Lineage: Eukaryota; Metazoa; Chordata; Actinopteri; Perciformes; Bathydraconidae
Product: sulfotransferase 2B1-like
Exons: 6
Coding region: 488-1201 (237 amino acids)
Biological process (GO): sulfation
Cellular component (GO): cytoplasm
Molecular function (GO): sulfotransferase activity
Source: RefSeq, a predicted model, not a curated record